AAACGUGGACCUGAAUAACCCUAGCAUGUGUUUGAACCACAUGAGUAUCCAUUUCGGCAAAAAUGUAAAGCACUUAUGGAUUUAAUUCUGAAAUUAUAUGUAUUUGGGGAGGUGCGAUGUGGGCAUGUGGCUUCCAAAUGGCACGCUGCGCAUAAUCAAUCGUCGCAAACACAUUUUCAAGCUAAGCCAGGGCGAAUAUAUUGUACCGGAGAAAAUUGAGAAUAUUUACACUCUGAGCCAAUAUGUAAAUCAGGUGUACGUUUACGGAGAGAGCCUUAAGAGCUGCAUCAUAGCCGUCGUCGUGCCUGAUGUGGAUGUUCUCAAGCAGUGGGCGAACGACAAUCGCGUCAAGGGCACACUUUCGGUGCUAUGCAUGCAAUAAUCCACAAGUAAAAGAACUCAACGCUGAACGCGAACUAAAAAGAACGCUGAAUUGGGGUAAGCAGAGCGGACUGAAAUCCUUCGAACAGGUCAAGGAUAUAUAUUUGCAUCCCGAUCCGUUUUCGGUACAAAAUGGACUACUCACACCAACAUUCAAAGCGAAGCGGCCACAAUUGAACAAAACAGUGCGAGAAACCCCGUAGAGGAGUUAGAAGUAAAAUGCGAACAAUUUUAAACUUUAUGCGAAAAUAGAAAAAACAUUAAAUUGCUAUUUAUUUAAUUAGGCAUCAAUUUAAAU
Molecule: messenger RNA, 679 nt
Organism: Anastrepha ludens (Mexican fruit fly)
Lineage: Eukaryota; Metazoa; Arthropoda; Insecta; Diptera; Tephritidae
Product: long-chain-fatty-acid--CoA ligase 5-like
Exons: 3
Coding region: 309-584 (91 amino acids)
Biological process (GO): long-chain fatty acid metabolic process
Cellular component (GO): membrane; endoplasmic reticulum
Molecular function (GO): long-chain fatty acid-CoA ligase activity
Source: RefSeq, a predicted model, not a curated record